This is a messenger RNA of Mycena indigotica, 1422 nucleotides long. RefSeq names its product Beta-xylanase. The record is from RefSeq and is a predicted model, not a curated record. Gene Ontology annotation, cellular component: extracellular region. The transcript has 6 exons. NCBI's taxonomy places the organism in Eukaryota, Fungi, Basidiomycota, Agaricomycetes, Agaricales, Mycenaceae. Gene Ontology annotation, biological process: carbohydrate metabolic process. Gene Ontology annotation, molecular function: hydrolase activity, hydrolyzing O-glycosyl compounds; cellulose binding. Bases 1 to 1422 code for a protein of 473 amino acids.
AUGCCGCGCCUUCUUACUUCCUUCGUUGCCCUUGCAGUGACGCUCGCCCCCGCCCUGGCGCAGCCAGCCGUGUCCCUGUUAACGGACAACGGAUACCCUACUUCAGGGACCCUCAAUCUCGUUUCGACGCUCCAGGCAGUAUCCACGCGCAAAGGCCAAACAUUCCACUUCGGCUCAACGUACGACACAUACGACGCGAACCAGUCGUGGUUCACUAGUGUCUUCUCCACCUUCUACAAGCACGUCGUCUCCGAGAAUGGAUGUAAAUGGGACGCAACAGAGCCGAGCCAGGGGACGAGUUCGCUCACAGAGUGUUUGGCGUGCCAGAGCUUCGCGACGACGAACGGUGACACUUUCCGGGGGCAUAACACCUUCUGGCACUCCCAAACUCCGUCUUGGCUGCCCGGGUCGUUCUCCGCGUCGCAGGUCGUAAACACCAUCAUCCCGCAGCACGUGCAGCAAGAAAUCCAGGGCAUGGGCGCAAGCAUUACUUCCUGGGAUGUCGUGAAUGAAGUCGUCGGUGAUGGCGUCAGUAACGGAAUGACUCCGCUGCAGUGUGUGCAAAACAAGAAGGUCUGGCCGACUGUAACAAGCGACGGCUCGAGUACGGCGCUUGUCACGGACCUCAGUUUCAUAUACGCUGCGUUCAAAACGGCCUUCACAUAUGCGGGAAGCAGUACGCGGCUGGCGAUCAAUGAGUAUAACACCGGCGGACAAGACGCAAAGACCGCCUGCAUCAUCUCACUGAUUCAGAACAUCCAAAACAACACGGCUAUCCCGUUCAACCGUCUUGCCGUAGGCUUCCAGUCGCAUCUGACGGCGAGCACCGGCGGUUUCUACACCAAGUCCGCGCUCGCGACGACUUUCUCGACCCUUGCGGCGCUCGGCGUCGAGUCGAUGAUCACCGAGUUGGACAUCUCGCUCAACUCAAACAAUCAAGCCAAUCUGCGCUACCAAGCUGCCAUCUGGGGCGACUACCUUGAUGCUUGUCUCUACGCAGCGAACUGCAAUGAGUUUAUCAACUGGGACCCGCGAGACGACCUUUCUUGGCGCGGAACCUCCGCCGCUGCGACGCUGUUCGACGGGAACGGCAACCCUAAGCUUGCCGCAUACGAGGUUGCGGCCCGGCUCGCCAACUACGCUGCUGGCAACGCUGAACCAUGCGCUACGGCGUCGGGAACCAGCGUGUGCACCAUAACCGGAUCAGGCCCCGGGACAGGAACUGGAAGCGGCACGACCACGGUCAGCAAAACGACGAGUGUGGGGUCAACGAGCGUGAGCACGCCCGGCGGCGGGCCGACUGGGUGCACGUCCGCACUCUAUGGGCAGUGUGGCGGGAUGGGUUGGACGGGGUGUACCAGCUGCGCGAGCGGCUCGACGUGCAAGUACUCGAAUGCCUAUUAUUCACAGUGUUUGGCUUGA